AAAAAAAUGUCAAACCAACAAGGAAGUAAAAAGAACCAACAAGAAACAAUUCUUCCAACAACAGUUAACAGUACGAAGUUUCGAAAAACCUUCAAGAAUAAUUUACUUUCUUUGAAAAGAAUUAAAAAUGUUCAUCAUAUAAAAUAUUCUAAUGAAAACGAUUCGAAUAGUUUUGAAUUAUUUGGAAAUUCUAAAAAAUUAACUCAAUUCUCGGAAGAAUUAAUAGAAAAAUCCAUACAUUUAGAUAAUCAUGAUGACAAUAAUUUAAAUGUCAUGGAUCCAUCCUCCUCAGCUCAGACACCUGACAGUCAAUCAGUUUUAAUUCACAAAAGUCUUCGAUUUAAAAUAACAAUUAUUCUAAUCUUAUUAUUUCUCCUCUUGAUGGCAACUUGUUUAGCAAUUUUAUUGACAGCCUUUAAUAUUUCCUUUUUAAGUGUGGAAAAUUCAAUGGCCAUGGAAUCAGCCAAACGAACAAGUAGAACUUUAUUUGAUGAUUUUUACUUUCUAACAUCACGUCUAUUCGAAUAUGGUGCAUUCAAAGAUGCAAUUGAUGUUGUAACGAAUACGAAUUCUAAUGCAACUGUUUUGGCAAAUCAAUUUUUAAAUUAUUAUUUGCAUUGUCAAUAUCAAUUGACAAGUAGAGUUAAUUUUGCAUUGAUUUAUUAUAUGAAUGGAACUUAUUUGAGUGGAUUGGGAUGUUUUGAUGGAUAUAGACUAGAUAAGAUUCCAAAUGAUUUGAUAAAUCUUCAAGCUAGCUCAAUAGGAAGAGUUUUGAUGGAUGGUAUGUCAAAUCCAUCAACUAGAAAUGUUGGAUUUUAUUCACCUUCAGAGAGUUUAUUUGAUUUAAUUGUUUCGAAUAUAACAGUUUCAGGAUUGAAUCAAAAUUUCAACAUUACCACUCAGACUAAACUGUUAAAUUUAUUGCUAUUAUCUGCAAUGCCAAUUCAAGAUACAGAUUAUCAAAAGACUUAUGGAAUUAUGAUAUUUGGAAGAUAUCAAACUAGAGAAUUUUUUACUGACAUGUCAGACAGAAGUCAAUAUUGUUUAACACCAUAUAAUUUGAGGAGUAGUAGAGACAGAUAUUUAUUUGCCAAGUCUCUGUCAAGUGAUAAAUCAAAAACAGAGUUGACUAGUCAGCAGACUUCGAAAAUAAUUUCAGAAAAAACCUCAUCCUGGACUCAAACUUUAAUUGAGGGAGUUUCUUCACAGAGUUUGUGGUCGAAUAAUACUGGACAGUUUAUUCAACAAUUUUCUGUUGAUGAGAAUGAUCUCAAUCUACCAUUAUUCGAGAAUAGACUCUGUUCCAAUAAGGCCAUUCUAUACGGAAGUAAGAUUUCAAUAUUUCAAGAGUAUUAUGAUUUGAUUAGUGAUGGAUCGAUGGUUAUAAGAACAGAUUUUGAUAGAGAGGUCUAUACUCUUGGUAUUACAUCAUUUCUAAUUACUUGGUCUGUAAUGACAGUAAUGAUUAUUCUCCUCUCUAUUGGAUUAAUUAUAUUUUUGGAAAUUGUAGUGUUGAAAAGAUUGUUAAAAUUGACAAAUGCUGUAAGAAUUAUAACCAAUUCGACAAAUAUCAAGGAAAGAGUUCCAAAUGUUGGUUCUGAUGAAUUGGGAAUGCUAUGUGAAGAUGUCAAUAACAUGUUGGAUGCCCUCGAUGCCACCCAGACCAUUCUCAGUGAGGACAAUGAACUCAUGCAACGAUUAUUGGAAAAGACAUCACUAUCUGAGCAAAAAUCUAGAGUUAUCAUGAACUCUAUCGAUGAUUUCAUAUUCUCUGUCGAUUCAAAGACCGCCCAAAUUGUGAAUUUCAAUACAAUAUUUGAGAGUAGAAUUUUAAAGAAACAAUUCAAUUUGGUGAGCCAGUAUUUACAGAAAGCACCUCUGAUGGAUUCACAAAAUAAUGGUAGUGAUAUGGCGUUUCUAUACAAUUCCAUUGAAAAUCCAAAUCAUCUCAAUGAUGAAAUUCUGAAAUAUUUGGAAAAUAUGGCAGAGACCAAGUCUAGAUGGGACACCACCAUACUCUCCAAUCUUGGCUCAGAAAUUCCAGUGAGUGUAUCGACCAGUAAAGUGGAUAUCAUGUUGGACGAGGGAAAUAUUCAUCAGGUUUAUGUUAUUGUGGCCAGAAAUAUGAGUGAACAAGUGGAACUGAGACAAGCCGUGAAAGUUCAAGAGCAACGAAUGCAAGAUUUCAAGUUGGGUAUGGAAUUUGAAAGGGUAAUGAUGAAUUCGAACGGAAGAGAAAUGUUUAAGGAAUGUUCUGAAGAGAAUAUUCUCUUUUUGGAAGAUAUAUUACUAUACAAGUCGAUUAAGAAAACAUCAGAUAGAGCAAAGAAGCAAGCAGAGAUUCUCAACAAGUAUUUGUGUGAUAAUUCACCUUAUGCAAUCAACAUUUCUCAAAAAGUCAGAGAAAAGGAAGUUAAAAACAUUGCAGAAGGUUACGGACAAAUAGAUCUUUUCAUAAGCAUAGAAAAGGUUGUAAAAUCCAUGCUCUUAAAAGAUACAUUCCUUCGAUUUUCACUUCAAUAUGAUUUAUCCAAUGAUCAGACCUUACUGAGCUCUUGUCAUGACAAUUCAGAGUUAUCAAGUAGUAUUGAAUCAUCAUUGGAUUCUCCAUCCAUUCUUUCCUCAGCUUCUCUAAUUUCAUCAACGAGAGAGAUCAUCGGAUCGACUAGUCCUCCAAGAUUUCAUUCUCUAUGGAAGAAUGAUGAAUUACCACAAGUUGAUUCCAAUACCUCUUCAACUUGUUCUUCACCAGUAACAACCCCUAGAUCACAUCAUAAGCGCCUUAAUGCCAUUCAUGGAGGUUUAAUGAGCCCCACCUCACCAAAUACUUCUUCCUACCACCAUAAGAAUGACACUUUCAUACAAUCCUCUCCACCAAAGCAUUUUGAAAUCAACUCUAAAGAUAACUGUGGUCCUGAUCUUUCGCAUAGAAAAGAAAUGUUGAAAAAAGGAACCAGAAUUCCACUUUCUCUUUUGGCUUCAUUUGAUAAUUAUGAUAAUCUUAAAAGAAGACGAUCAUCAAGCUUGGCUGCAGAGGCUAAAAACAACAUUACAGAAUGUAAAACACCAAAAUCCAUUUCAAUGCCUUCUUCACCUUUCCAAAUUCACUCUGUGGAUUUUAAUUCCAUUGACCAUGCUGAAACAACAAGUCAUUAUUCCAUAACAGUUACCAAUAGCAAUUCAAUUCCAUCUUCCCCAUCAACACCACCAAGACCACAAUUUGCCAAGUCCUACUCUGCUUCCUUCCUUGACUUUAGAGUUAAUUCUCCUCCUGCACAUUGUAAAAAGAGACCAUCUGCAGUUAAGGUUGAAACACUUAGUCCAAACAGAACAAAACUGAAACCAGUCUUUGAAUCAAGUCUCAGUUCUCCAAACAUUUUUUGUAAAUCUCCAUCGUCAUUCCAAAGCAAUGUUAAAGCAUUUAAAAGCAAACUGAACGCCUCUCAAAACUCCCACGAGAGAGAUUUACUUCAAAUACAUGACUAUAAAUCGCCACUUUUUGUUUAA
Messenger RNA from Naegleria gruberi, 3507 nucleotides. Its product is annotated as RGS domain-containing protein. Bases 7 to 3507 code for a protein of 1166 amino acids. Gene Ontology annotation, cellular component: membrane. The record is from RefSeq and is a predicted model, not a curated record. Gene Ontology annotation, biological process: signal transduction. NCBI's taxonomy places the organism in Eukaryota, Heterolobosea, Eutetramitea, Acrasida, Naegleriidae. The transcript is spliced from 3 exons.